AAUGAAACAAAAAACCAAACAGCAAAACCGUGAAAGAAUUGAGUUCUUGAUUUGUGAGCAGUUUAAAAAAAUAAUUACAGAGGUUGGCAAAAGAGCUGGUGUUCCAGGUUUAUCUGCUGCUGGGGGAUGUGCUUUAAUGUCCUCUCUUGAGGCAUACUCUGUCUCUAAUUUGUAAAAAUAGGAUCCUGGUAUGACUUGUUCUGUAUCUUAGUAUUCCUUAGUCUUCUGUUGUUCUGACCUCACUAUUUUCAUAUACUGAUUUUGUUUUUUUACUCUUUAAUCCACCUGAGAUGCAGCUGGGGCUGUGCUUGUGCUGCUGGGUCCCCAGGACCUGCUGGGCACUGUUUUGCCCAGGCUGUGGACUUGGGCAGGGCAGCAGGGCACAGAGAGGUGGGAUGUGCUGCCUUGUUCUGUGGUGAAUGAAACCCACCUCAUUUCCUAGGCAUGAGAAGGGCAAGGUAUCUUUUUUGGUUGGGAAUUAACUGUGAACAUUGAGCAGUUCUGCAGUGUGGGGCUGUGGCUUGGCUAAAUCUCUGCUGCCUUUAGCUGGGUGGCUGCGUGUUGAAGUUUGUUAGUAAAGAGGAUGGGACCAGAAGUCUUGGGAACUGUGUGGUCUUUUUAAGAUGUAAAAAUAAACAAAGCUGAGAAGCUCUACCCUACUUAAAACAGGCUGACCUAAAUUUUCAGCAGUUCUAGCAGAGAGGCAGCUCUGGGCAGGGAUAAAGGCUGGCUGAUGACUGGCUUCCCUGUCCUUCCAUCGCUUGACAAGGUUGACAGGCCACCUUUGGCACAUCAACACUGCACUCUGAGGUCAUUCACUUCUCCCUUCUUGAGCUGCACAGCCUGGCUGGGGAUUUGCCUUGUGCUCCUGUGGACAGUCUCCUUGUUAUGCAAGUCAACAGUUCAGCAUCUUCUGGGAAGUCACAGCAUGAAUCUCUUCUCAAAUUGCUUUUGUUGGAGUGUGUUGACAGCAUGUUAGAUGUCCUCUGGCUUGUCCCUACAGAGAUUGCUUUUGAGAGGAGAUAAGAGUAGAGGAAUUGUGUAUCCUUUCAGCAGCCUCCUGUUAAACUUGGAAUCCCACAGCUCAAGCACGUGAACAGAUGGAUAAUGGAGACUGGGGAUAUAUGAUGACUGAUCCAGUCACGCUAAAUGUGGGUGGACACAUGUACACGACCUCCCUCACAACUCUAACGAGAUAUCCUGACUCAAUGCUCGGGGCCAUGUUCAGGGGAGACUUCCCCACUGCCAGGGACUCUCAGGGCAAUUACUUUAUUGACAGAGAUGGACCACUUUUCCGUUAUGUUCUUAACUUUUUAAGGACCUCAGAGCUCACUUUGCCACUGGACUUCAAGGAGUUUGACCUGCUCCGGAAGGAAGCAGACUUCUAUCAGAUUGAGCCCUUGAUCCAGUGUCUCAAUGACCCCAAGCCGCUGUAUCCUGUGGAUACCUUUGAGGAGGUGGUGGAGCUGUCCAGCACCCGCAAGCUUUCCAAGUACUCCAACCCGGUGGCUGUGAUCAUCACGCAGCUCACCAUCACCACCAAGGUCCACGCGCUGCUGGAAGGCAUUUCAAACCACUUCACCAAGUGGAACAAGCACAUGAUGGACACCAGGGACUGCCAGGUGUCCUUCACCUUCGGGCCGUGCGAUUACCACCAGGAAGUGUCGCUGCGCGUGCAUCUCAUGGAGUACAUCACCAAGCAGGGCUUCACCAUCAGGAACACCCGCGUGCACCACAUGAGCGAGCGUGCCAAUGAGAACACAGUGGAGCACAACUGGACUUUCUGCAGACUGGCACGGAAAACAGAUGACUGAUUCUGACUCCACAGGAGCCACUUCAGUGAUUAGCAACUUCAUUGGACAGUGAACCCAAGAGAGUCUGGAUUUUGACUAAAGCAACAAUAUGGGCUUUUUUUAUACGACUAUUUAUUGUUUAUCAGUGAGGACUGGAGGAGUUUCAUUCUCUAGCAGCUCUGUUCUUUUGUCCAGUUCAGAAAAAAACCGUGCAUGUGCCUGUUCAGUCAAGACACCUUUUUGUUUGAAAGAGGGAGUCCGAAGAAUCAGUACAAUAGGGUAUUUUGUGUCAUUAACACAAUUCUCUGACUCGACUCAAAGUGCUAAAAUUACCUCUUGUUUAAAUGGUUUCUAAUCCAUCUAAUGCUAUGACACUGGGAGCAAGAAACAAAGAUUUUAAAAUGCAGUUUAGGGAGAAGCUGCUAUUGUGUAGACUAAUUUAGUUUCUAAAUCAAUAAACAGUAUUGUAAUAUUCUAGGAAAACAAAUCCCACCCUUUAAAAGUACUUGAUAAGUACAGUUUCUUACAGUUAUGACAACUGUUUCUUUCUAUGCAUAUAAAUCAAGCAACCAAAUAUUAUCUGUAGCCAUGGAAAUAUGAUUACAAAUAUUUAUAUUGGAUUCUAAAUGCAAAAUGUCCCUGUGGUAGAAUUCAUAUUUUUAAUGCCUGGUGCAAUAUUAUUCCCAAGUGUAAUGCCUGCCAGAAGAAGCUAAUAAAAAUGUGAAAUACAGAA
Messenger RNA from Melospiza georgiana, 2526 nucleotides. RefSeq names its product potassium channel tetramerization domain containing 6 (gene KCTD6). The record is from RefSeq and is a predicted model, not a curated record. Lineage: Eukaryota; Metazoa; Chordata; Aves; Passeriformes; Passerellidae. The coding region runs from base 1101 to 1814 and encodes 237 amino acids. Gene Ontology annotation, biological process: protein homooligomerization. The transcript has 3 exons. Gene Ontology annotation, molecular function: protein binding.